CGUCAGGCAAUUUGCUCUACAAAAAAAGUCGCUAACGGUCGAUUUCUGUGGAUUUCUUUCUUGCAAUUAGCUAAGCAGCAGCAGCAGCUGCUGAACGAAGAGAGAGGAUGUACGAGUCGCUUCAUUAGGAGAGGGGGAUAAAACUUUACACAGUUUUAUUCCUUGUCUCGUACUCAACUUGAUAAUCAUUUAAAUUACCACGCUACAUAUAAAUUACUCUCAUUAUCUUCCAAAUGUUAGUCAUAGAUGACAAGUAUCUAUCUUGCGAACAUUGUGUGUGGUCGAUUUCCCGGCCCCCCUCAUGUUUCGGUACAGUUGGUUGAAUCCGUUACCGCUGUGUAUUGCUCCCUUCCUGAAAGACACUUGCGUUGGAGCUGCUGAUGUCGCUGAUAGAAAGCUGAGACAUUAAUCUCAGGAUUCCUGAAGUCAACUCCCACAUGGCAGUGAACCACUUCCUUACAAACUGAACCAAGUACACUCUGCUCCACAACGUUGCCCUCUUAGAUGCCUUUCAGUGUCAGUUUUUGCAAAUGGCUUGCUCUCUGAAGGACGAGCUCCUGUGUUCCAUCUGCCUCAGCAUCUACCAGGACCCCGUCAGCUUCGGCUGCGAGCACUACUUCUGCAGAAAGUGCAUCACCGAGCACUGGAGCAGACAGGAGCCUCACGGAACACGGGACUGUCCCGAGUGCCGGAGGACCUUCGCCGAUCCACUCCUUUCGCCAAGUCUCAAGCUGUCCAACAUUGUGGAGCGCUACUCAGCCUUCCCCCUGGACGCCAUCCUUAACGCGCAGAGGAGCUCCUACCCCUGCAAGGACCACGAGAAGGUCAAGCUCUUCUGCCUCACCGACAAAAGCCUCGUGUGUUUCUUCUGCGACGAGCCGGCGCUACACGAGCAGCACCAAGUAACCACUAUCGACGAGGCUUACGAGGAAAUACAGAGGGAGAUGAAGGAGCAGCUGGCCACCCUGCAGGACAGUGAGAGGGGACACACUGAGGCCCUGCAGCUCUUGCAGAGACAACUCACUGAGACCAAGUCCUCGGCCAAGAGUCUGCGGGCAACUAUCGGUGACGCAUUUGAGCGCCUUCAUCGAUUCCUGCGUGAGCGUCAGAAGAGCAUGCUGGAGGAGCUGGAGAUGGACACGGCCCGCAAGCUGUCCGACAUUGAGCACAAGAUCCAGCGCUACAGUCAACAGCUGAGAGAUGUCAAGGAGGGCAUCCAGAUAUUGCAGGAGCGCCUCAACGAGACAGGGCGACACGACUUCCUGGAGGGUGUAGCAGUCACAUCUGAGAGGAUCAAGGGGAAGAUUCAUGAGACCAACCUAACGUAUGAGGACUUCCCGACAUCAAAGUACAUGGGCCCUUUACAGUAUACAAUAUGGAAAUCACUCUUCCAGGACAUUUCACCAGUGCCAGCAGCUUUGACCCUCGACCCCAUCACAGCCCACCAAAGACUGAUUCUCUCAGACGACUGCACCAUUGUGGCCUACGGGAAUCUCCAUCCACAGCCUCUGCAGGACUCCCCUCGGCGCUUUGAUGUCGAGGUGUCCGUUCUGGGUGCAGAGGGCUUUUCGUCUGGCGUUCAUUACUGGGAGGUGAUGGUGUCGGAGAAGACGCAGUGGAUGAUCGGCGUGGCCAACGAGACAGUCAGUCGCAAAGGCAGCAUCCAAAUCCAGCCGAGCCGCGGCUUCUACUGCAUCGUUAUGCACGACGGGAACCAGUACAGCGCCUGCACUGAGCCCUGGACCCGUCUCAAUGUCAAGAGCAAGCUGGAGAAGGUGGGGGUGUUCCUGGACUACCCCAAAGGCCUGCUCAUCUUCUACAACGCAGAUGACAUGUCUUGGCUCUACACCUACCGAGAGAAAUUCCCCCCCAAGGUCUUCCCCUACUUCAGCCCUGGCCAGAGUCACGCUAAUGGCAAGAAUGUGCAGCCACUGCGAAUCAACACUGUACGCCUUUAAGAGCUGCUCGCCUCUGUGAUCUGAGUUGUCCUGACAGAUGAAUCCGUCAUCGAUGAAUCCACGGGUUUCACGUGUUUCAAAAGAUGUUUAAGAAAUCACUUUCAAAAUGUUAAAUAGGGUGUUUGAAAUGCUUCUUUCCUUCAGUUCGGUGUAGGAAUUGUGCUCGAUGUUGCUCUUAAAACUAAAAACUUCUUUUUUUUUUUUCUUCUUCUUCUUCUCUUUUUGACUUGAAGUGAUCGUACAGGUACAGCCUGCUGUUGAGCCUCAUUCUGCAUCUUUUAUGAAAAAGAUGGCAUUAAAUGGAGACAGUGGGGACCCCUGGGCUUAUUUUGAGGUCUGUGGCAGCAGUGGAAAAAAUAAAUAAAUAAAAGUUAUCCUCAGUUUUAAAGUAACUGUCUAAGGCCCACCUUGCACACUCCCAGGGGGCUCUGCUCUCCGUAUCAAGCUCCAGGCUUUUCAGACUUGACGUCCCUCUCUCUUUCCCUCCGUCUCCCUGUCCAAACAAGUGGACAGUGGAUACCGGUCACUUGUCUUCUCUUCGCUGUACAGUUGGCUUAGCUUUGUCUGUGGAAUGUGAUUGACAGCACUUGGCUCCUAUUUUGGCUUUUGGUUGGACAGCGAUCUUCUCGUCAAGUCUGCUGGCACUUUUUUUUUAAACUUGUCUCUGACACCAUGGUAGUUCCUCCUACAUCCAUGUGUCUGUACAGGUUUUAUCAUUGUGCAGAAAGUUCCAGUUCUGUGUGCACCAGCACCUAAAUGAAUGAUUAUAGAAGUCCAUAGGCUGCUGAGGUGAUGAGGUUGUGCAGACAUAUGCUGCUCAUUGGUGGAAAUGAAUACUUUGUGUGUGUGUGUGUGUGUGUGUGUGUAUAAAGUAUCAGUAGUUUAAAAAACAAAAGUGUCAUCAUGCUGGAUCAUGUUUAAGUUACACAACGCCUGAUGUUUGAUCAUAUGUCUUGAUGUCAAAAACAUUUGUAAAUCAUACUGACUGAGCAGAGACAAAUGCAUAAAUUCUCAGAUGUGAAAAAUCUGACCAUUAUAGAUCAGUUCUGAGACCAACUGUUCGCUUUGUUAUUCUAAAUCCUGUCAUUUGUGUAAACUGUACAUUUUAGGAACUUUUAAUUAUCAAAUAAAAGGUGAUGGAUGGAUGAACUCGAGCAGUAAUAGGAUGUUUCCUGUGACUUGCAUUCCCAAAGCUGCUGCAGCCGCCGCCGUCGCUGUGAUUAGAAUCACUGAGAAGUCCUCAGAGGCUCACUUGUGUUUUUGACAUGUGCCUCAAGUGCUCUUGUUUAUCAUUAGUUAAACACAAGUCGAGCAGAAUCUGCUCUAAGAGGCUCUUGUCCCUCGGCCAGUUCCGGCACACUGAGAGACGCGUGAGGCGCUCGGAGGGGAUGUUCACGGGUGUGUUUGUGCAGCCUGCUGCAGCUAUAAUUUUAAAUCCAGCUUUGGUUGUGGUUGAUAAACACCCAUCUGGCCAUCCAGGCAUACCCACGGAGCGGCCAAAAUGUUUAUUGCAAAAUACCCUGCUAUCAAGCAGAGCUUAAUAGAUUUUUCUUCUGCGGGAAAUCUACAAAUGAGAAACACAAAAAAAGGAUCAGUUUGACCUUCCAUCGCCUCUGUACACGUUUGCAUUAGUACGUGUGUCCUCUUGUUUUGUCCGUGUAAAAGAAAAAUCGGGGCAGUGCCCCUGUUUUUGUAGGAUGUGAUUGCAGUAUGUGCAGUAUGACGCAAACUAGGGUCAAAUUUUGUGAAUCUGCAGAUGAUUCUGUGCGCUUGUCUUAGCUUGCACAGAUCUGCAGGGGCCUGUGAGUUAUUCACCAGUUAUCUGAUGUGGCUGAGUAACACCUGGCACACCUCAGAUACCCAACAAAAAUGCCUCCAGAUAACACAGUGGGUUAUUUUUCUCUCUUCGAUCUGUUAUUAUGGAAAACAUCCUUGGAGUAACCCCCCAGGUUAAAACAAAACUUGACCCCAGUUUGUUGCAGACCCUUGUGCUGUCUGCUUCAUUAGGACUUUAUAUUAAAUAUUAAGAAGGAGAUUAUUGUGAGGUGAUGUUACUGGUGACGGUGAUGCGAAUGGUUAAAAUGACGAUAGUAUCUAUGACACUUUUAAUGAUUAUUAUGAUGAUUGUGUCUUUUGAUGAGGGGCCUCCUUGCGCACCCAUCAUUGUGUGAAUAUAUUCUAGUGAGCUUUUGCCACUGGAGGUUUGUGGGAAAUGUUUUAAUGUACAAUAAAUGACUGCGAAAAAUCA
Messenger RNA from Oreochromis niloticus (Nile tilapia), 4206 nucleotides. RefSeq names its product tripartite motif containing 62, tandem duplicate 1 (gene trim62.1). The record is from RefSeq and is a predicted model, not a curated record. Bases 531 to 1958 code for a protein of 475 amino acids. The transcript has 6 exons. NCBI's taxonomy places the organism in Eukaryota, Metazoa, Chordata, Actinopteri, Cichliformes, Cichlidae. Gene Ontology annotation, molecular function: zinc ion binding; protein binding.